Molecule: messenger RNA, 2851 nt
Organism: Spodoptera litura
Lineage: Eukaryota; Metazoa; Arthropoda; Insecta; Lepidoptera; Noctuidae
Gene: mthl5
Product: G-protein coupled receptor Mth-like 5
Source: RefSeq, a predicted model, not a curated record
UAUUAAAAAAAUAUUUCGCAAUCAAUAAUAUGUUUUUCGUAAUCCAAAACAAUUGCCUUGAACGAGCUACACAAAUAAUUAACUCCCAGUCGUCUCAAAAGCCUUUGUGCCAAGCGCACAGUAACUCAGUGUUAAGAAAAAAAAAGUUAAACUAAACAUUUCAAACGUCAAACUUCGGAAGCAGCGAGCGGAAACGCAAAACGAACCGACUUCAGAAUCUCCGACUUAAAUCCAAAGAAUAAAAAACUUUUAAAUAUUAAUUAAAUGACAAAAGUGAGCUACGUUCAGUGACAUCGAAUUAUAUGGUUCUACUAUGUGUUGUGUUUGUGAUAGUAGAAUUAACUGUAAGUGCCUUAUUGUAUGACAAACAAAGUGUCGAUAAAGACGACAAGUACCUUGUGAUGAAAGUAAUAAAGAUUCAAUAACAACAUGUAUGCAGCACUGUUAACAUUGUCAUUACUAUGUGCACCGCAUCAACUACACGCGGAAGUCGGGGAUACAGAUCUCAAUGAACUCUCGGACAAGCAGAAUGGAGUUAAGAUAAAUAAAUGCUGCGAACAUAACGAAAUUGUUGUGGACGGAGUAUGUAGGCUAGCCGAGAGAUACAACCAGAGUUUGUGGACACCACAAUUUAAGACUGAAGAUGGUAAUGACGCCAAAGUAAAAUAUUAUAACUAUGUAUUUGGUGUGCCUGACUGUGCCACCACACAACAGAGAGCUAUAUUUGAAUUAGACAAAUCCGAGGACAAGCUUAAUUUAUUAACUGAUGGCCGCUUACAACAUAUUAUCAAUCAUACUCCUAGUCCCGAUGUAAAAGAAGAACCACUGUUAAAUAACUUCAACCUGCAUGACAGCAUAACUAUACCAGAAGAGAAAGAACCAUCAUCAUACAUACAUAAUCAAGCUAAAUAUUGUAUGGAUAAGAUACUACUCACGCUAAAAGACACGCAUUCAAGGAAAGGAGUUAAUAUCACAGGCACAUAUGCAUUAGUAUGUGUGCCAGAGGUCAAAAUUAACUGGAGAGAUACCAACUUUUUAAUGAAGAAGAUUCUUAACCCUUUAUUUCACGCUAUUGCAAUGAUAUUGUACCUACUGGUAGCUGUUAUAUACUUUGUGUUGCCAACACUAAGAGACUUGGCCGGGAAUAUAAUCACAACUAUUAACAUGUGUUUGAUAGUCAGUCAGGCAGCGGAUUUAGUGAGAAUAUUCACUGAGUUCAGCAAUCAUGUUAGCUUCAUGGUCACUGAUAUCAUCCUGUACAUCAGUCUACUUGCAGCCUUCUUUUGGCUCAACAGUUUUGGGUUUUAUAUCUGGAAAACGUUUAAGUCUCGCAACGUGUUUCUCCGCGUGACAGAUGUCCGCAAGUACUGUUAUUAUUCAAGCGUGGUGUGGUCCAGUGUGUUGUUAAUGGCCGGUAUGGCUAUAUGCGCACAUUUCCUACUCGACACCGGCACCAACCCUAACAGGAAGACCAGGAUCCAGUUCUCUUCGUCAAUCAUUAUUGACGAUGUUGAACAGGAAACUAUUGGAUUACUCGGCAUCGCGAUAUUCUUUACCCCAGUUGCAUUCACUAUAAUUUUCAACGUAUUUUUUUACGUUACGACUUUAAAGAUUAUAAAGAGAAUCAACAUUUAUGGGAGGAUACAUCAUAAACUGAAAGGAUGCUUUAAUUUAUUCCUCCAACUAUUCCUCAUAAUGACGACAGCUUGGCUGUUCUUAUUGUUAUCCUGGCUGAACAUCGACGAAUUGUUAUACGCACACAUCUUCGUGAACCUAUUCCAGGCAAUUUUAAUAUUCUAUGUGUGCAUAGUGCGACAGUCGCAUGUAACGUUUUUGUUGCGCAAGAGUUGUUGCUAUGCAGAGCCUGUGCCUACGGGGGAGUGGGGAGACGAGAUGACUCACAUGAACGGAGGGAAUUACUGACAUAUCAUUGAAUAUCAAGUAGAAUCUCAUGAAUAGUUUUAAACGCCAAGAAACAUUAGCUUCACAGUAGAAGCACGAUCUGUAUGAAUGUGACAUAUUUAAAUGUGAUGAAAAUGAGCUAUGUUAGAUGUAUGGAUAGUUGUACUGUUAAAUAUUAUACUCCAAGUUUCACAGUUAUACAUAAUCUGUGUACAAAUGCGUGUGCCUUGUAUAUGUGCCUCAAAUUAUGUAUUAGAAACACCAACUUAGUGUAUAAGAUUGUUUCCCUUGUAUUUCAAUGCCUCUCUGAAUAUCUAUAGUACCUAUUUCGAUUGACUGUGAUUGUAAUAUGUAUUGAAACCGAGUGUCUUACAAACAGUAUACAAUUUAACUAAUAGUAUUUUAAAUAAGUAACUAGCAGCAGAAUAUACAAAGUUAUUGGAACUAGGAAUUUAUGAGAGUAGUUUAAAAAUGUAGGUGAAAAUGUUAAAAAAUUGUAAUCUAAUAUUUGGGAUGAUCUCUCGACGUUAGGAAUUGAUUGCUCACAAAAGAUACUUAAACUCGUUUAGGAAAUUAACAAAAAAUUAAAUUACUAACACUAACAAAUCGAUGUUAUUGUCGUAUGCGACAAGAAUAAUGUUAUUGAAUCUCAUUGACGCUGGGACAGAGAAUUAAAACAAGCCUAUUAUAUGCUAUCUCUUUUUAUAAUAUGUCCGUCCUUUUCUGUUUUAAGCAGCUAUAGGUGGUUAGUGAAGUAUUUAUAUACAUAAAUAUGUAUACAUUGCGCUCUUGCACUAAUUAAAAUAAGUACGUCAUUUUAUUAUAAUUAUAAUAUGUUCAAUAUUUUUUACUUUGACUUUCUUUUACGUCGAAACUAUACGAUGACAAAACGCAUUUAUGAAUAUUUUGUAAUUCAUUUUUGAUUUACUUUAAUAAACACAGCUAAAAC